UCAUUAUUAUGAUAGUGAUGUUACAGGACACGAAGGUGAUGUUUACUUACGUACUUGUUAUAUAAAAUAUACGACAGACGUCUAACAAUAAUCAUUAAUCAGCAAUCGCAGUACAGAAACUCAUCGCGACAGAUCGAGUCCGUUAUUCGACGUCAGACCGGCCGCGCGAGCGAUUCACUCCGACUGCAUCAUCACCCAUUCGCGGACACCGACCUGCAAGAGACGACACUCUCGCCGACAUGGCCGCCAGACUGGCAAUAGUGACGGGCGGCAACAAGGGCAUCGGGUACGCCAUCGUCAAGGCCCUGUGCGGGCUGUUCGACGGCGACGUUUACCUGACGGCCCGCGACGUGGGCCGGGGCGAGGCGGCGGUCGCGCGGCUGAACGAGCUGGGCCUCAGGCCCAAGUUCCACCAGCUGGACGUGACCGACGCCGGUAGCGUGGCCGCGUUCGCCAAGUUCGUGGCCGACAACUACGCGGGCAUCGACGUGCUGGUCAACAACGCGGCGAUCGCCUUCAAGGCGGCCGCCACCGAACCGUUCGGCGUACAGGCCGAGGAAACGAUACGCGUCAACUACUUCGCGCUGCGGUCCGUGUGCGACGCGCUGUUCCCGCUGCUGGUGCCGGGCGCGCGUGUGGUCAACCUGUCCAGUUCCGCCGGCCGCCUGUCGCUGGUUCCCGGCGACGAGCACAGGCAAAAGCUGUCGUCGCCGCUGUUGACCGUCGACGAGCUGGACGCGCUGAUGCGCCUGUUCGUGGACAAGGCCAAGGCCGGCGACCACGCGCAGGCCGGAUGGCCGUCGUCCGCGUACAGCGUGUCCAAGGUGGGCGUCAGCGCGCUGACGUUCAUACAGCAGAGGGCGUUCGACGUGGACGCCAGGGCGGACAUCGUUGUCAACAGCGUCCACCCCGGAUACGUGGACACGGACAUGACCAGCCACAAGGGGCCGCUGACCAUUGAACAGGGCGCCGAAGCUCCGGUGUACCUGUCUUUGUUGCCGGCGGGCGAACGAAACGUCAAGGGCUGCUAUGUGUGGAACGACAAGACCGUUAAGGACUGGUGUACGUGUUAAGACGCACACGUCCGUGCGGCGUAGGUGCUACUCGUCAUAUUAAUAUCUAUUUCGAUAUUCACCGAACGGUUUUUCAAAAUAAAAAGUGCCUGUUUUUUAACUUCGCGCACUCGCUAUUCACACACACACACACAUUCUGUAUACUUAUUACUUAUAUUAAACAAUAUUUUUUUUAUAUUUAUUAUUCGAUUUAGUACUGCUCAAACUGCGUUACUUUAUUUGUAUACUGUUUUUUUGUUCUCACAAUAUAAUAUUUUUUUAAAUCGCAA
This is a messenger RNA of Rhopalosiphum padi (bird cherry-oat aphid), 1342 nucleotides long. Its product is annotated as carbonyl reductase [NADPH] 1-like. The coding region runs from base 240 to 1073 and encodes 277 amino acids. The record is from RefSeq and is a predicted model, not a curated record. Gene Ontology annotation, molecular function: carbonyl reductase (NADPH) activity. NCBI's taxonomy places the organism in Eukaryota, Metazoa, Arthropoda, Insecta, Hemiptera, Aphididae. The transcript has a single exon.